Molecule: messenger RNA, 1857 nt
Organism: Scylla paramamosain (green mud crab)
Lineage: Eukaryota; Metazoa; Arthropoda; Malacostraca; Decapoda; Portunidae
Product: NAD(P)H pyrophosphatase NUDT13, mitochondrial-like
Exons: 7
Coding region: 105-1163 (352 amino acids)
Molecular function (GO): hydrolase activity; metal ion binding
Source: RefSeq, a predicted model, not a curated record
CUUUCCUGAGUAGUGAGUACCUGUGAGUGAGUGCCAGUGAAUGAGUGCGUGGUGUGGUCUGCAGACACACCAGCCUCUCCACACACUCACACGCACACUCAACCAUGUCUAUAUUACCCUUGCUACGCCGCCUUGCCCCACCACUAAGGGCGUCCUGGCUCAGAAUACAAGGCAGGGACAUCAGCUAUGUGGAAAGGGUUCGCUUCUUGCAGGAACUUAAGGUACAUGAAUCACUGUGCUCCUCCUUCAUCCCCGAUGGCAAGUUCCUGGUGUACCACUACGGCAAGCCUCUGCUGCGUGUGGACAAGGCCAACACUAAGGAUGCCAUUGUGUGGCUUACUUUCACAGAGGUGAAGAACCAUUAUCCGGAGUUGUUAAGUUCCUAUGUACUGUUAGAUGUCUCAGAGGAGGGCAAGCCAAGGUACAGUGUGCAGGUUGGGGGAAUUCCAUCAUACACCAAGGAGAAGCUUGAGGAUGAGACGGGAGGCAUCUUCACAGACCUGCGGCUGGGGAUGUUCAUGGUUAGCUGGCAGGAGGCUCACACUCUCUCCCGUGCCAACUGUGUCCACAUGUGGAACAAAAACAAUGCUUUCUGUGGGAAAUGUGGAGCCCCAACCAAGAGAAAUGCAUCUGGUUACUCCCGGAAGUGUACGAGCUGUGACAUGACCCACUACCCAACCUCAGCCCCAGUGGGCAUCGUAUUGGUGACUGACCCUGAGCACCAGCACAUCGUCCUGGUGCGGCAGCCGCGCCACCCUCAGGGAAUGUACUCCUGCAUUGCUGGCUUUUCGGAUGUAGGAGAGAGCCUUGAAGAGACAGUCCGUAGGGAAGUGGCUGAGGAGGUAGGGAUAGAGGUGUCCAAGGUGACCUACAUUGCCUCCCAGCAUUGGCCCUUCCCUGGCUCCCUUAUGACUGGCUGCUUUGCUGAGGUGGAGAAACAGUCGCUAGACAUAGACAAGGAUGAGCUGCAGGAUGCCCGGUGGUUCUCCAAGGAAGAGGUGGGAGCCGCCCUGGCCAGGAUUGAUGCCAAUCCUAAUCUGCGGCUGCGAGGGAACCCUUCAGGGGAGCUGUUUGUGCCACCCCCUGGGGCCAUUGCCUUCCAUCUCAUCUCCCACUGGUUCAAGGGAACACCACUCCAAGAGAUUCACCAGCAUAUCUACUGAGGAUGUGCCUGGGAACAUGCACAACAUUGUUUAGCUUUAAGGCCACUUAGCCAGAGGCACACUGCUCCUGUGUCAAAGUGCUCAGGGAAUACAUUAUCCACUGCCAACUUCCUCAGAUCAUUUAGUUUUGUUACUAGAGUUGUGAAAUGACCCUAUUCAAUAUAGUUUUGACUUUGUGACAAAAAUGAUCAAAUCACCAUUUUUAUCAUUUGAUGCAUUAUAAUUUGUAUGUGCUCACUAACAACAAUAGUCAUGUCACUUCCAGUCCCAGCCUCACAACUUCUCACUCUUGAGAAUACUGGUGUUACAGCUUAGAUAGUCUUCCAAAGUAAGUAUUAUAUUGUAUUUUACUUCAUAUAUUGUUAUGUUAGCAAGGCAAGAAUUUUAACAUUAAAUGAAGUGCAAAGACAGCUAUAGUAGGAAGAGCUAGCAUGUCUGGUGGCAGUUCAGAUUUCCUUUGUUAGUGCAGUAGAAAACUAUCAAGAAUUAUAUGUUUGAUUUACUGUAUAUACAUACAGUUCAUAUGGUCAAUCUAAAGAUGUAUAUAUUUUUUUCAUACAACUGCUCCUUUUAAAUUAAAGAACUGGCACAUUACAAACCUAAACAAGUGAAAUAUACAAAUGUAAAUUUCUAUUUUGUCUGCAGUUACAAUGCAGAACUGUCAACAUUUUAUUUAAAUAAAUAAAUAAUUUUA